AUGUCGAGAGUGGGCCCAGAAACGUCUAAAAGACUACAGAAAGAUCCAUCAUGUAUCAGAAACAUUUGCAUAUUAGCACAUGUGGAUCACGGUAAGACUUCAUUAUCAGACUCGUUGCUAGCAUCUAAUGGCAUUAUUUCCCAAAAGCUUGCGGGUAAAGUGAGAUUUUUAGAUUCUAGACCAGAUGAACAACUGCGUGGUAUAACGAUGGAAUCUAGUGCCAUUUCACUGUAUUUCAGAGUUUUGCGCAAGCAACCGGGUAAAGAAGACCCUUUAGUCAAUGAGCACCUUAUAAAUUUGAUUGAUUCUCCCGGCCACAUCGACUUUUCCAGUGAAGUUAGCACCGCUUCCAGACUUUGUGACGGUGCUGUUGUGCUUGUCGAUGUAGUUGAAGGUGUGUGCUCACAAACCGUUACGGUUCUCAGACAGUGCUGGGUUGAAAAACUCAAACCAGUGCUAGUGCUGAACAAAAUGGAUCGGUUAAUCACAGAACUCCAAUUGAGUCCUCAAGAAGCGUAUUUACAUUUGAACAAGAUCAUAGAGCAGGUGAACUCUAUCAUCGGCUCUUUCUACAACGGCCAACGACUGCUGGACGAUCUGUCAUGGCGGGAACAGCUUGAAGACAAUCAAGCGGCCGAAUUUGUUGAAAAGGACGAUUCUGACAUCUACUUUAAACCAGAGAACAACAACGUCAUUUUUGCUUCGGCCAUUGAUGGCUGGGGGUUCAAUAUUGGUCAAUUGGCCAAGUUUUAUGAACAGAAACUUGGGGCAAAGAGAGAAAACUUACAAAAAGUGCUAUGGGGUGACUUCUUCAUGGACCCUAAGACUAAAAAAUUCAUUAAUAACAAGGGACUGAAAGGCAGAACCUUAAAACCUCUUUUUGUGAGUUUGAUUCUAGAAAACAUUUGGAAAAUCUACAACAACGUCUUAAUCGAUAAGGACUCAGAGGUGUUGGAGAAGAUCACCAAUGCUCUGAACAUCAAGGUUUCUCCCAGAGACUUGCGCUCAAAAGAUCUGAAGAAUUUACUUAGAACAGUCAUGGGACAAUGGCUCCCGGUCAGUUCAUCUGUUCUUUUGACGGUUAUUGAGAAGGUACCGUCCCCACUUGAAGCCCAAGGCGAAAAAAUAGAAAGGAUUAUAGGUACUGCAUCAGGUCAUGAAUUGAUUGAUCCUACUCUUCGUGUGGCUAUGGAGCGCUGCGACAAGGAUGGACCCGUCUGUGCCUUCGUUUCGAAAAUGAUAUCUGUUCCCAGAGAAGAGCUUCCUAUUAACGACGGUGCUGUAUUGACCCCAGAACAGUUGAUGCAAAGGAGUCGCGAUGCGCGUGAGAGGGCUCUUAAAGCUGCGAAGGCUGCCGAACAAGCUGAAAGCCUCAAACAUAACAAUGACGUUGACAAAGACGAUGUCAACAUGUACAAAAGAGCACAAGAAACCAUAGCGACACCCUCUUUGGAUGAACAAGCGAAACGUGGAAUGAAGAAGCCCUCAUCUGACGAUGAGUUUCGUGUAGUAACCGAACCAGCGCCUGAGUUGGAUCUUGCGUUAGAUCUAGGCAUCGAAUAUGAGUCGGAGGCCGGUUCUGGCAGCGAUUCGGACGAAGAUGGCGAUGUGGAGCCUCAAUAUAUCCCAACAGAUAUUGAUGUAAACGACCCACUGAGCUCGAUGUUCGAAUACGAAGAAGAAGAUCCGUUCGAGGCUGACGCUUUGGAAAAAGAGGCUGACGACGCCGAAGAGCUUUUCGAGGAAAGUGAUGAAGUUAUGAUUGGGAUAGCGAGGCUCUAUAGCGGUACUUUGAAGGUGGGACAGAAAAUUGCAGUCCUGGGCCCCAAGUAUGACCCUCACAAUCCUACAGCCUUCAUUGAAGAGGUUGAGGUAACUGAACUGUACAUAUUUAUGGGCAAGGACCUCGUUCCUUUGAAAGAAUGCCCUCCGGGCAACAUUGUGGGUAUCGGUGGACUAGCGGGAAAAAUCCUAAAAAACGGUACUAUUGUUGACCCAGACGUUCAAGGCGCUAACUUGGUUGGUGUAAAUAUCCACGUCACACCCAUUGUGCGUGUGGCACUCGAGCCAACCAAUCCUACACAAAUGAACAAACUCGCGCGUGGUCUGAGAUUACUGUAUCAAGCAGAUCCUUGUGUUCAAACCUAUGUCGAGGACACCGGUGAACACAUUCUUUGUGCUGCGGGUGAACUGCACCUCGAAAGGUGUUUGAAGGAUUUGACCGAGAGAUUUGCUGGUAUCAGUAUCACUUCAUCAGAACCCGCCAUUCCGUACAAGGAGUCAUUCUUAUCCACACCUGAUAUGAACCCACCAAAAGACGCAGAACUGGGAAGAGGAACAUCUCAAACAUAUCUUGAUGAGUACGCCCUGAAAAUCAGAACAGUACCUUUGCCCGAUGCGAUAACGCAAUUCCUACUUGAGCAUGAACGCGAAAUUAAAGCCAUUUCAGAACGCAAAGAGCAUUUGGCUGGUGUUGCAGAGUUCAAAGCGUCAUUAGACAGGCUUUUUGCUGAAGCGGCUACAAAAGACAAGAUCUGGUCUCAUUCUAGCGUAGAUGUCUCGGCUUUUGGGGGCAAAAGAGUAGGCCCAAACAUUCUUAUUUCCAAUUGUUUGAGGCUCGAGGACUCCUCAAACCUUUCUGACGAUGACACUUUUGAAUACGGAAGCUCGCUCAUCAAUGGGUUCGAACUGGCUGUAAAUCAAGGUCCACUUUGCCAUGAACCUGUGCAGGGGAUGUGCGUCUUCGUAGAGGACGUUCAUGAAAUGAGUCAUGAAGAGAUCCAGAAACUGAGCGUUCAAAACCACCAAGUCGGGCUGCCCAAUUUUGCAGGGCGGCUGAUCACGACCAUGAGGGAUUCUAUUCACACGGCCUUUUUGGAUUGGUCACCACGUAUAAUGUGGGCGAUGUAUCAAUGUGACAUUCAGGCAUCCGUCGAAGUCCUGGGUAAAGUCUACGCGGUCGUGCAGCAAAGACGCGGUCGUAUUGUGUCCGAAGAAAUGAAAGAAGGUAUACCACUCUUUCAGAUUGAGGCGAGGAUUCCAGUUGUUGAGGCUUUCGGCUUUAGUGAAGAUAUUCGUAAAAAAACCUCUGGCGCAGCCCAACCACAGCUGGUUUUCGCUGGUUUCGAGGCCAUUGAUCUGGAUCCUUUCUGGGUUCCCACAACAGAAGAGGAGCUAGAAGAUCUAGGCGACAUCGCCGACAAAGAGAAUAUUGCAAGGAAGCAUAUGAACAUGAUCCGCAGGAGAAAGGGACUUUUCGUGAACGAAAAGUUGAUUCAGAACGCUGAAAAGCAGAGAACUUUGAAACGUUGA
Molecule: messenger RNA, 3312 nt
Organism: Lachancea lanzarotensis
Lineage: Eukaryota; Fungi; Ascomycota; Saccharomycetes; Saccharomycetales; Saccharomycetaceae
Gene: RIA1
Product: LALA0S02e04280g1_1
Exons: 1
Coding region: 1-3312 (1103 amino acids)
Biological process (GO): cytosolic ribosome assembly
Cellular component (GO): ribonucleoprotein complex; cytosol
Molecular function (GO): ribosome binding; GTPase activity; GTP binding
Source: RefSeq, a predicted model, not a curated record